AUGGUAUCAUUUCUAUUCCAACGGUGGAUAUCGUAUCGAUAUCGAGCUGUCAAAUGUGCCGUGAGAUAUAUCGACUCGUGCAAACGCGACCGGAGGCAUCGCUGGUCAAGAUUAGAGAGAAUUCGAGUGGAGGACACUAGGAAGAUAGGCAAAAUCCUGGCACCCAUAUCGUACGCGGAACGCGCCAUACAUGAGCUAGUAGUCGUAGCAAAGGAUCGCGGAGCUCUAUUUCGCAGCGUUGGCACCAGUCGUGCGAGCACGGCAAGGGUCACGAUCAGGGUGCGACAGGUGAAUCUAUACGCGCCCGAGAUCUACGUUCACCAGCUGCCCGACAUUGUCGAGAACUCGAACGCCGACAUUUACGCGAUCGUGCGGGUGAUCGACCGCGACGAGGGUGUGCACGGACAGAUCGCGAGUCUCGACAUCGUGGGCGGAGACCCGGCCGGUCACUUCAGGGUGCGCCCGGUCGGCGGGCCACGCUCCGGCGAGUAUAACAUCGAGGUGCUCCACCUGCUCGAUCGCGAGACCGCGCUCCAGGGUUACAAUCUCACCGUACGCGCAAUGGACCGUGGGGUGCCGCAGAGGUACAGCUACAAAUUCGUGCCGGUGCACUUGACGGACAUGAACGACAACGCGCCGGUGUUCAGUCGCGAGAUUUACGAGGUCAAGGUACCGGAAACGGCGCCCAUCAACACGCCGGUAAUCAGACUGAAAGUUACAGAUGCGGACGAGGGUAGAAACGCGUUGGUUUACCUCGAGAUAGUGGGCGGCAACGAGGGUGGCGAGUUUUACGUGAACGCCGAGACCGGGAUGUUAUACACUGCCGUCGAACUGGAUACCGAGAAGAAGGCAUUUUACACGCUCACGGUAUCGGCGAUCGAUCAAGGUAAUGCGGGCACCAGGAAGCAAUCCUCGGCCAAGGUGAAGAUCAAUGUGGUCGAUACCAAUGACAACGAUCCGACCUUCGAUCAGCCGGAAAUGGAGGUGUGGUUGGACGAGAACGAGCCCGCCGGCACAUCCGUCGUCCGAGUGACAGCGAAAGAUCGUGAUUCCGGUGAAAACGCCUACAUAUCUUACAGUAUCGACAACCUGAAGACGGUGCCGUUCGAAAUCGAUCAUUUUUCCGGUAUCGUCAAAACGAAGCAGGUGCUCGAUUACGAGACCAUGAAGCGGGAGUAUCUGCUGCAUGUUCGAGCCAGCGAUUGGGGCCUGCCUUAUCGGCGUCAAGCGGAGAUGCAGUUGCGGGUGAAAUUACGCGACGUGAACGAUAAUCGACCGCAGUUCGAGCGAAUCGACUGUGUCGGCCGCGUGCCGCGAUACGUGUCAAUCGGCUCCGAGAUUAUCACCGUGUCCGCGAUCGACUUUGACGCCGGGAACAUCGUCAGUUAUCGGAUAGUCUCCGGUAAUCCCGACGGUUGCUUCGCCCUCGACUCGGCCAGCGGCGUCCUCUCGGUCGCCUGCGAUCUGUCGGACAUCAAGGUCACCGAGAGAAUCAUCAACGUUACCGCCACCGAUGGCACGCACUUCGCCGACGUCAAUCCCGUUCACAUGCAUCUCGUGAACGCCAAACGGAAUCUGGGCUCGCAAGCGAGGAUUCUCACCGACGAGACCGGCGCUUUCGAAUGCCACGAUACCGGCGUGGCCCGAAGACUGACGGACGCGAUUGCCUCUGCGGAGAAGAACAACAUGCCGUCGCGGAACGACGAGUAUACCCUGAUACCGAGUCGUUACGGCGAGAACGUGCACGUGCCCGAGUUCAUUGAUUUCCCGAGCGAGAUACGGGUCAACGAGUCGCUCAAGCUCGGCACGACUCUCGUGCGAAUACGCGCCCGCGAUCGCGACCUUGAUUACAACGGCAAGCUCGUCUUCGUCAUCUCCAGCGGCGACCGCGAUUCCGUCUUUGGCAUUGAUCCAGACACCGGUGACCUGAACACGAUCGGUUAUCUGGAUCGCGAACGGGAGAGCGAGUAUUAUCUGAAUAUAAGCGUGUUUGAUCUCGGCAAGCCGCAAAAGUCUACCUCGAAGAUGCUGCCGGUAACCAUCCUGGAUGUCAACGACAACGCGCCCAAGUUCGAAAAAUCCUUGGCGAGCUUCAGGAUCUCCGAGACCGCGCUAAAUGGCACGAACGUGUGGCGCGCCAACGCCACUGAUGCCGAUCUCGGCGAUAACGCACGUGUCACCUAUUCCCUCGUGACAGAGACCAAUGACUUUCGCGUGGAUCCCGUGACGGGUGUGCUGAGUAUCUUCGGCAAGCUCGACAGGGAACGGCAAGAGAUAUACGAGCUGAGAAUUCGCGCGCGCGAUAACGGUGGCAAGGAUACCGACACUCCGCCCCUGUAUUCAGACGCACUCGUCAGGGUGACGGUCGACGAUGUCAACGAUAACGCGCCCACCUUCGCGCUGUCAACGUACAACGUCAAGAUCCGCGAGGACGUGCCGGUGUGGACCGUCGUAGCCGUCGUGGACGCCACGGAUCCUGACGAAGGCGCGGGCGGUGACGUGGAGUAUUUCCUGUCGGAUGCUAUGGAGAGUGAAGGCUUCUUUAAGGUCGACAAGGUUUCGGGGACGGUGAGAACAACUCAGAGUUUAGACUUUGAAGAGCGACAGGCGCACACGUUGACGAUAGUCGCGCGCGAUCGCGGUGAACCAUCCCUGUCCUCCGAGACGAUGCUUGUGAUCGAGGUGAUCGACGUGAACGAAAACCUUUACUCGCCGGUCUUCGAUGACUUUGUCGUGUCAGCGAGUGUCUUCGAGAAUCAAUCAGUGGGCACCCUCGUCACCACGGUUCGAGCCAAGGACGCGGAUCCACCCGGCGGAGAUUCCAAGAUUGGCUACAGCAUCCGAGGAGGCGACGGCGUCGGCAUCUUCUCCAUCGACGAGGAAGGAAACAUCAGGACGAAAGUUGUGCUUGACGUCGAGACAAAAAGGGGAUACUGGUUGACAGUCUACGCCCAGGAUCAUGGAGUCGUUCCAUUGAGUUCCAGUCUGCAAGUUUACGUCGAGGUGCUGGACGAGAACGAUAACACGCCGCUGACCGAACUUCCGGUCUACUAUCCCUCCGUGCCGGAGAACUCGCCCGCCGGCGUGAGCGUCCUGCAGAUCCGCGCCUUUGAUCGCGACGUCUCGCCCCAGCAAUUCGUCUUCACCAUCAGCAGCGGCAAUCCGGAGGGUUAUUUUCUCAUCAACUCCACCACCGGUCUCAUCAGCACCAGCGGCAGAAAGCUCGAUCGCGAGAAUCAAGCGGAACAUGUAUUGGAGGUGACAGUAAGGGACGACGGUAGUCCUCCUUUGUCGUCGACUACAAGAGUCGUCAUCGAGGUGGCGGACAUUAACGAUCAUGGACCUGAGUUCGAGGCGAAGUUUUACACGGUCCAGAUUCCAGCAUCGCCGGCAACUGACAAACCCCUCUUCCAGGUUCUUGCAUACGAUCAAGAUAUCGGAGAAAAUGGAAGAAUCCAGUACAGCAUCAAGGGCGGUCGAGGAAAGGGCAAGUUUAAAAUUCAUCCCACCACGGGCAUGGUGUAUUCCCAGCGUGGGUUCGAGGCUGGUCAAGAAUACGAAAUGAUGAUACGAGCGGCCGAUCAUGGAGAACCCCCGCGUAGUCAUCAGACUCGAGUUUCCGUUCAAGUUGUAGAGGCAUCAAAGGAAUCGGAAAACCCUCCGGCGUUCAAGACAAAUAAUCAAAGCGUGCAAGUCACGGAAAGCGAUCAGGCGGGCUUUUUAGUCGCGCUUAUGCAAGCUAGUGACAAGGAUGGUGAUUCUUUGUGGUACGAUAUUUUAGACGGCGACAAGCGCGACGAGUUCUUCAUCGGCCGCGACAAUGGCAACGUACUACUCGCCAAGAGGCUGGAUUGGGAAACUCAGAACUUUUACAAUCUCACGAUCGGUGUAACGGACGGCGUGCACACGACGCUGACGCAGCUACUCGUUACGGUGAUCGAUAUCAACGAUCACCGGCCGGAAUUCACCGAGAGCACGUAUCACGUCGACAUUUCUGAGAAUGUCGAGGAGGGCGAGAAGAUCCUGCAGCUACACGCGACCGACGAGGACGAGGACAAGAAGGUCUUCUAUAGCCUGCACGCGGCGCAGAGCCAGGCUUCGCUUGAGAUCUUUCACGUGGACUCGGUGCUGGGUUCGAUUACGCUAAAGAAACCGCUCGAUCGGGAGACCAUCGAGGAGCACGUGCUGACGGUGAUGGUCAAGGAUCAGGGCACACCGGCCAAGCGCAAUUACGCUCGGGUAAUCGUCACCGUGCACGAUCACAAUGAUCAUCAGCCCGAGUUCAUCAGCGAGAUUAUUCAAGGCAAGGUGUACGAGACGUCGCCGAUCGGCACGGCGGUGGUGCAGAUGUGUGCGAUCGAUCGUGAUCGUGGCGAGAACGCGAGGAUUACCUACUCGAUCACGUCCGGCAAUGUCGGCAACGUGUUCGCUAUCGAUCCGGAUCUCGGUUUCAUCCGCGUCGCUCGCGAGCUUGACCUCGGCGUCUCGUCGGAAUACAUACUUCUCGUGAAAGCGACCGAUCACGGCUCUCCCGCGUUAACCAACUCGGUACCGGUGCAUGUCAUGGUGACGAUGGCCGACAACGCGCCGCCGCGAUUCACCCAGAAGGAACUGUCCGCGGAGAUAUACGAGAACCAGCAGCUGGGCACAUACGUGAAGCACGUGGAAGCGAGGAGCACGUCGUCGCUGCAGUUCGAGAUUGUGCGCGGCAAUCGCGACGACACGUUCUUCGUGAAUCCGAGCACUGGGGUGAUCGUCAUCAAGAAUCAACUGGACUAUGAGAAGACCAAGUUCUACAAUCUGACAGUAUCGGCGACGAACAUGGCUGGCGCGUCGGCCACCUGCAAUGUCAUCGUUCACGUACUCGAUAGGAACGAUAACGCGCCGCGAUUCCUGCAGGCGCUCUACAGCGGCGAGAUCAGCGAAGGCGCCAGCAUCGGUUCUCUCGUGCUGACCAACACCAGCGCGCCGCUAGUCAUCAAGGCUGAAGACGCGGAUUCCGAGUUGAACGCGUUACUUAAUUACGACAUCGUCGAGGAUCUACCGCGAAAAUACUUCCACAUAGAUUCCAGCACCGGUGCCAUUCGCACAGUCAUGUUGCUCGAUCACGAAACCAUACCAAUGUUUUCGUUCCACGUAAAGGUUUCGGAUCUCGGCAAGCCGAAGCUCUCAUCCGAGACCACCGCCAAAGUGAUAAUAACCGUGACGGAUGUUAACGAUUGCCCGCCCAAAUUCUCCAAAACUGAUUACAAUGUCACGCUUUUGAUGCCGACGUACAAGAAUGUCGCUGUCAUUCGAGUGAACGCCAUGGAUCCCGAUAGCUCCGAGGGAACCGCGUUGAGAUACGACAUUAUUGACGGGAAUAAGGCUCACACAUUCGAUAUAGAUGCUCAAAGCGGCAUCAUUACAGUCCAUAAUCCGGAACGUAUGAAGAGAAACUAUCUCCUUCACGUGCGAGUGUCAGACGGCAAGUACUCGAGCGUGGCGCAGGUGAACGUGAUAGUGGAGAAGUCGGAGAAUUCCGGUUUGAUCUUCCAGAAGAGCAUCUACGAAGGUGCCAUCCUGGAGAAUUCCACGAAAAUUACGAUCGUGGUGGUAGUAAAUGUCCUCGGUAGCUCGUUGAACGAGCACAUUGUCUUCAGCAUUCUUAAUCCCACCGACAUGUUUGUAAUCGGGCCGACUUCCGGCGCGAUCAGAACCACUGGCGUACGAUUCGAUCGAGAGGCGUGCGAUCAUUAUGAAUUAAUAGUUGAGGCAAAGAGUCACCCACCGGACCAGGAAAAGCCGAGAGUUGCUCACGUUAUAGUGAAUGUCACCAUACUCGAUAUGAACGAUAAUUGCCCUAUGUUUGUUAAUCUACCUUACUACGCUGUCGUAUCUGUCGAAGCUCAAAAAGGCGAAGUCAUUACAAAGGUUCACGCGGUAGACAUGGAUAGCGGCGAUAACGGCGAAGUGAGAUACGAAUUGAAGAAAGGUCACGGGGAGCUGUUUAAGGUGUGCCGAAAGACGGGCGAAAUAUCGUUGAAGCAAAAUCUCGAAGGUCACAAUCGCGAGUAUCAGCUUACAAUCGCCGCGUAUGACGGCGGAAUAACGCCGUGCUCCAUUGAAGUGCCAGUCAACGUGAAGGUGAUAGAUCGCUCGAUGCCGGUAUUUGACAAGCAAUUCUACACGGAUAGCGUGCCCGAGAGUAUAGAAGUACAUUCACCCCUGGCGUUAUCCAUUCAAGCUGAGUCACCUUUGAAUCGCAAACUCAUAUACAGCAUUACUAAGGGCAAUGAUUUUGAGGAGUUUGCCCUGGAUUUCAAUACGGCCCCUGACAGUAACAAUGGUCCUUGUGUAAUCUAUGUGGUGGAUGAGCUGGAUUAUGAACAAAAGAAGCAGUAUGAACUGACUGUACGCGCCACCGACAGUGUAUCAGGCGUAUACGCCGAGGUGCUUGUCAGCAUUCUCAUUUUGGACGUAAAUGACUGCCCGCCCGAAUUUACGCAAGAUUCUUACAACAUCUCGGUAUCGGAAGCAGCGCCGUUUGGCACCUCCGUUCUGCGAGUUAGUUCAAGAGACAAUGACACAAACAUAAAUCAACAAGUCAGUUACGCCAUUCAAAAUGACACGGAGAACAGCACGGAUCUUUUUCACAUUGAUCCCGAUGAAGGUGUGAUAUUUCUCAAGCGAUCCUUGGACCAUGAGACUCGCGAGUCUCAUCAUUUCACGGUGAUUGCCAUGGAUCGCGGCGUUCCAAGUUUGUCGAGCACGGCGCAUGUCUGGGUGAGCGUGAUCGACAUGAACGACAAUCCGCCAAAGUUCGAGCAGCCUUCGUACACCUGUUCUCUAUCGGAGCACGCUGAGCGCGGUCAAUUCGUGACAGUGGUGUCGGCUAGCGAUCCGGAUUACGUCGACGAGAAACUGACAUAUACCAUCGUGGGCGGUAACGAACAGCAAACGUACAACAUCGGCCAGUCGACCGGUGUCAUCUCGCUGAUAAAUAUGCAGAACUUUGGCGAACAGAAACUCACCAUGCUCAAUGUAUCCGUCACCGAUGGUGUCUAUACCAGCUUCACCCGUGUCAAGAUCGAGAUCCUACCGGCAAACAGGCACAAUCCAAAGUUUCCGAAUCCAGUGGUUGAGGUGACAGUUCUGGAGAACCAGUUGCCCGGUAGACUGGUCACUAGCGUACUGGCCGAGGACGAGGACUUUGGCGAGUACGGCGCGAUCACGUACACGAUAAUGUCGGAGUUAAUGAAGGAGGUAUUCGACAUAAACAAAGGCACCGGCGAAAUUGUGACCCGCAAGAAACUCGAUCGAGAAGAACAAAAACGCUACGAAAUACCGGUCAUGGCGAUGGACGGCGGCGGUAGAUCCGGAUUCGUGAUGGUGCGUGUCAAAGUCGGCGACGAGAAUGACAAUCCGCCAGUAUUUCUUCUCAGAGAAUACAAAGCGACCAUUCAAGGCAAUUUGUCCAUAAAUACAUCGUUCCUGAAAGUCAAAGCGCAAGAUGCGGACGAGGACGAAGCGGCUAAGAUUAUUUAUUCCAUCUACGAUUUGCAAACGUCACCAGCUAGAUCUUUGUUUGGUAUAAACUCUGACACAGGAUCACUCUAUUUGCAGAAAAGCGCUGUGCCGUGGGAAAAUCAGUUGUUCGAGCUCUUUAUUCGUGCGGAAGACAAAGGUACAACUACGCAUCACGCCGAUGUACCGCUUAGCAUUUAUAUAAUGGGUCCUCAUGAUAUUCCUCCCCUGUUUGAACGAAAAGAAGAUAAAUUCUUCGUAAGGGAAGAUUCUUCUGUGGGCACGCCUAUCACGAAACUCAAAACCGUCACUAACAGCACAGUGACAUAUCGCAUAGUGUCAGGUGAUGAGGACAACCCGCUCUUUACGAUUGAUUCUCACGGCCAAAUUACCUUAGCGAAACCGUUGGACCGGGAAUUGAAAGACAAUCAUUUAAUCGGUGUUCUCGCCGAGACCGAUUCCAGUCCUCCGCUCACAGCUCUCGCCGAGAUCUCUCUUCAGGUGUUGGACGAGAAUGAUCACGCACCGAAAUUCGAAAGUAAUCCGUACGCGAUUAGCUUGGCCGAAAACAUCGAGGAGGGAACAUCUAUAUUAAAAGUUAUUGCGCACGACAAGGAUCUCGGUAGUAACGGCGAGGUGCGUUACUCUUUUGGAUCGGACAUAGGAGAAUUAGCAAAUGUUUUUACAGUAGAUCCCUAUACCGGUUGGAUAUCGACAUUAGUGCAACUCGAUAAAGAGAAGCAACCGGAAUAUAAGUUUCAGGUGGUCGCCACUGACAAUGGAAAUCCGAAACACUUUGCGAGAACAUCAGUGCACGUCAAGCUAAAGGAUUAUAACGAUAACGCGCCCGCAUUUGUUGACGAUCGUUAUAAGGCCACGGUAAACGAGGAUGCUCUACCAGGAACGGUUGUAGUGAAGCUGAUCACCAUCGAUAAAGAUUCGAACGUCAAUACGCCAAUAGAAUUUUACAUAACGUCCGGUGAUCCUAGAUCACAAUUUCAAAUUAGAUCUACCGGUGAAGUGUAUGUGGCGAAAUCCUUAGACAGAGAAACCAUUGAUCGUUACGAGCUUGAGAUUAUCGGUACUGACGGAAAAUACGUCUUUGAGACGAAAGUAACGGUACAAGUUUUAGACGUCAAUGACAAUCCGCCGUAUUGUCUGCGGUAUCGUUAUAGAGAGAUACUUUCCGAAGGUUCGCAUCCCGGCGCCUAUGUUCUGACCGUGUUGGCCACUGAUUACGACGACGAACCGAACGCUAAACUACGAUUCUAUUUAACCGGCGACAAUAAUGACAAAUUCUCGUUGGAUAGAGAAACGGGCGUGUUAAAAACCGUUGGACAGCUCGAUCGGGAAACCCAAGCCAAAUAUUCCCUGAUGGCUCACGUGCAGGAUCGAGACAAGCCAAUCUGGGAGUGCUCGUCGCAAUUGGAAAUUCUCGUCUCCGAUCUUAAUGACAAUGCGCCGAAAUUCACUAUGCAGACAUACAGCAGCACCUUGCCCGAGGACGUGGAAGUCGGCACGCUAGUGACAAAGGUGCACGCUACGGACGAUGAUAUUGGUAUCAAUCGGAAAAUCAGAUACGAAUUUAUCGAUUCGGCGGACGGCCACUUUCUCAUCGCGGCGGAUAGCGGGAUAGUCACGCUGGCCAAGCCAUUAGACAGAGAAACUAAGGCCAUGUACAACGUGACCAUUCAAGCGCUCGAUCAGGGCACCCCGCAGCUGAUGGGCGUCGCCUCGCUUAUCGUUAACGUGCAGGACAUCAAUGACAAUCCGCCUGAAUUCGCCUCCAAGAUCUAUUUUGCAAGAGUGCCUGAGAUCUACGCGGUCGGUACCGAGGUGGCUCGAGUACUCGCUACAUCCAAGGAUACGGGAAUUAAUGCCGAUAUAUAUUACUCGAUUGUCGGUGGUAACGAACACAAGAAAUUCCAGAUAAACGCUAAAACGGGCGUCAUAACUAUCGCCGAACAAUUGGACUACGAACGGGCUCGCGAUUACUUUCUCACUAUCCAAGCUAUCGACGGAGGUAUUCCACCGCUGAGUAACCACGCCACUGUCAACAUCACUGUCACUGACAGUAACGACAACGCGCCGAUCUUCAGCGAAGUUUCAUACAGAGCUUUCGUGAAGGAAGACGCGAAAAUCGGGGAAAAAGUUACGCAAGUAUACGCGAAUGAUUUGGACAGCGAAGAGAACGGCAACAUAUCGUAUUAUAUAGAACGGGGCGAUAGACAGAAGCAAUUCUCUAUCGACAGAAAAACCGGACAAAUAAUUGUUAUUGCGCCAUUGGAUCGAGAAGAAAUCGCGAACUACGUAUUGGAAGUUCAUGCGCGUGACAACGGCAUACCGAUGCUCUCGAGCUUUGUGAUGGUGAAUAUCGAGAUUCUGGACGCGAAUGACAAUCCGCCGUUGUUCUCUCUGCCGAAUUACACCGCUAUAGUGCAGGAAGAUAAACCGCUUGGCCACACAGUUCUGCAAUUCGUGGUCACCGACGCGGACAUUGAACCGAACUCCGAGCCGUAUACCUUUGAUUUUCGCUCCGGGAACGAGGGUGACGCUUUCCGACUGGAACAGGAUGGCACUCUGCGAACGGCGACAAAGUUCAAUAAUAGAGUAAAGGAUAAAUACGUACUGCACGUUCGAGUGUUUGAUAAUGGCAGCCCGCCUUUGUACUCGGACGCAUGGGUCGUAAUCAAGGUGAUCGAGGAGUCGCAGUAUCCGCCGGUAAUCACACCCCUCGAGGUAAUUGUCAAUUCUUACAUGGACGAAUACCCCGGCGGUAUUAUCGGAAAAAUCCACGCGACCGAUCAAGACCAAUACGAUACGCUACUCUUCAGUUUGGUGCCUUCUUCGCCGAUCUCGAAUACCAAUCUCUUCCAAAUAGACAAGAUUGACGGUAUAUUGGUGGCCUUACCUAGACUCGAUGUCGGCGAAUAUAGGAUAAACGUCAGUGUGACAGAUGGUAAAUUUCAUUCGCACUCCGUCGCGAAAGUCAACGUCGACCUGGUAACCGAUAAAAUGCUCGAGAAUUCGGUGAUAGUGAGAUUCCGUGAGGUUAGCCCGGAAGAUUUCAUGUUAAGCCAUCGCAAGAGUUUUGUUAGGACCGUUCGCAACGCGAUGAAUUGCCGACUCAAGGACAUCGUCAUUAUCAGCGUACAACCAUCGAUUGACGAGGCGAAUUUAAUCAAAUCACGGGCGAUUCGCCAGGCAGUACACAACGAUCUCGAUCUUCUGUUUGCCGUGAAGAAGGCAGCGAGUCCCAUAGGUUCGUUGGGCUUCUACGCUUCGGAAAGCAUACGCGAGGCAUUGAAUCAACGCGUGGAGGAGCUAGAGGAGUCGACGAAAUUGGUCGUCGAAGAGAUUGUUCGUUCAAAAUGUAACAAAGGCUAUUGCUUCUAUGGUGACUGCCAGGACAAGAUCACUCUUGAUCCUACGCAAAUCACGCCCGUGUCUACUGACGUAAUGAGUUUUGUAUCGCCGCGACACAAACACAAAAUGGAAUGCAAUUGCAAGGAAGGUUACGCUGGCAAUCAUUGUGAAGUAGUGGUCAACGAGUGCGCCAGGGAUCCUUGUCCUCUGUUCAAGGUCUGCGUGCCGGACUCGUCCGUGCAAGGAUAUUCCUGCCAAUGUCCUGAAGGAUUUGCCGGUCAGAUCUGCGACAUCGACAUUUCCAAGUGUCAUGACGAAUCGUGCUACAUCCCGCGGAAUCCCAUAUCCUUCAGCGGCAAGAGUUACGCGCAUUACAGAAUCGACAAAGCGCUGAUACGGCAAACAAUUGAGGAUCGUUUAAGUCUAUCCUUGAGAAUUCGAACGGUGCAGCCCACCGGCAACCUAAUGUACGCGGCCGGCAAAGUAGACUACAAUAUCCUAGAGAUUGUUAACGGCGUCGUGCAAUACAAAUUCGAUUUGGGUAGCGGCGAGGGACUGGUCAGGGUGAGCAGCGUGUACGUUAGCGACGGGCAGUGGCAUGAGAUCCAAUUGGAACGAGAGAGCAACAGCGCCCAACUCACCGUCGAUGGUAAACAUAUCGCUCACGGCUCCGCGCCCGGUAUCAACGACAUUUUGAAUCUGCAAUCGGACGAUCUAUAUCUCGGCGCCGAAGUACGACAGCAUCCGUCUAUCAUCGGUUUUGAGGACGUGCAACGCGGUUUCGUCGGCUGCAUGGACGAUGUCAGGAUUGCCCGAGUGUCCGUGCCGCUGCACAUGAGUGGCGCAAGUAGCGUCGCGAUCUUCAAGGGUUUCAAGGGACAGGUCAAAUUCAGCUGCGACACGGCAACUAUUCUAAUGCCGCCGGGCGUUUGCGGAUCACAACCCUGUCAGAACGGCGGUACCUGCAAGGAUAUGGGCGGUGACAGCUACGAGUGCCAAUGUCACAAUCGGUUUGCUGGUUUCGCCUGCGAAAUCGACACGGAUCCAUGUGCCUCGUCGCCCUGCCUCUACGGCGGCCGUUGUAAAAUCGUGUCGGAGGAUGGCGAUUACAUCUGCGAGUGCGUUGGACCAAAUCUCAGCGGCAAACGCUGCGAAUAUGGCAGAUAUUGCAAUCCAAAUCCAUGCAUCCACAGUGGCGUGUGCGAGGAGGGUAACAACGGUCCUAUCUGCAAAUGUCAAGGUUUCACCGGUGAGCGUUGCGAGACCGACAUCAACGAGUGCGACGCGAACCCGUGCACAAACGGUGGUACAUGCAUCAAUGAGAUCGGCACGUAUCGGUGCAUAUGUCCGCCGAAUAUGACUGGUUUGAAUUGCGGCAAUCCGGCUUUCUCCACGCCCAUCAUAUCCAACCACUUUAACAUCACGUGGGAGCAUCUCAUGUGGAUCGGCGUUGCAAUAUUAGUCAACAUAUUUCUUAUCACCAUAUUUGUCGCUUUUCGGCGGAUCAGAAUGAAGCGGACUAGAGCGCGUGCCAACAACAUCAACAAUGAGACACGGAAACAGAUCGUCCUGAAUUCCGCGAGACCGCACGAGCACGAGUUCAAGCGCAGUUCGAAACUAAGCAAUCUAGAAGUCAUACAGAGAGAACCUCCCCAAUGCCCUCCCAGACCCGCCUCCUACACCCCCAGCUCGAACAACGAACCGGUCGCGUACGGUAACUCGGCGGCGGUAGCUCUAAAUAACUUGGACACCCUGCGCAGCUACGGUAGCGCGGGCGACGAGCUAGAGAACUUUCCGCCGGAUUACUUGCGAAACUUAAAUCGCAGUACCCCCGUACCACCUCCGUCCUUAACCCUCGCUAAUCCGGUCGGUGGGAACGCAGCUGGCAGCGACACGGAUAGUCUCCACAAGCCCACUUGGCAAGAGCAGAUGCAGCUAGCCUCCUUCAUAACUGACACCACCAAAAUCAAGAACGACCUGAAACGAGCGAGCCCAGUGGUACCAGAGCUGACCACUGGAGGACUUCUACUAAACUCGUCUCGACGGGCGCCUCAUGCGGUUGGAUCUUCCGUCGUCUCCGUCACGUCCAUCGAGGAUGAUCCCCGCAUCGUCGGCGGGUAUCACUGGGACUGCUCAGAUUGGGUCAGACGAAGUCAGAAUCCUUUGCCUAACAUCACGGAGGUACCCGGCAGCGAGGUACCGGACUCGUCCAGUUUUCACAGCAAUGAGAGUAACGAAUCUAAUACUCAUCAAUUACCAACAAUACACGGUCCGGUAGAUCCAACGAGGGACAUCGAGACCCUGAACGAGGAUCAGGAAUCGGAAUACGUUGGCGAUUCCGAAUGCGGGACCGAGUUCUCGGAGCAGUAUCACUGCGCGGAGACACAACGUCUCAAUCCUCUCGACAGCGGCGGCGAAGGGGAGUACAAGUACAAGAGCUCCGAGAGCUAUCUACGUCAUCCGAAUUCGUAUCUACCGCAUUACAAUAUCCAUACCGACACCGAGAACGAGACGAAUCCGCUCAACGGCCGUCUCAGCACUCUCGAGUCCGACGAAGAGGAAGACGAUGUAGUGCCUUAUGGUUUUCCAAGCACCCGCAACCGUAACCGAUGCCACAAGGUGGUCGAGGACGACGAGAUCGGCUCUGUCAUCACCACGCUGGAGGAGAGAAACUCGCUAUUGGGCGGCGCCACGAGCAAUAGUGAUCUCUCGACGAAUCUGUGCGAGAUCGACGAUUCCGAGUAUGAGAUCGCGGAUCAGAAGAACAACGGGCGCUUGUGGCUGUCGGGGAACGGCAUCACGCAAACUUCGGUGUGACAAACGAAGUCAGACGAGAUUAGACUUAAGCGUGCGGGAGCGUGUUUCUCUGUGCUUCUACGAUCGAGACACGCGGAUGUCUGUGAAUAUGCAAUUUUGUACAUAAGUGUUAUAUCGCCGAUAAGAUAAGACAGUCUGUACAGGCAGCUCUAUGAAAUAAGGAACCGGUGUGCGAGCGAAAUCGACGCGGCGCAUUUCGACACGUACAAUAUAUCGUCGCAAAAAUAUAUCACGCCUGAAAAAUCUCCUCCUAUACAGGUAGAGUUCAAGCAUCAGCGUACUUAAUCCUGCAAACUAAUCGCGGAUAGUCGUUAUACGUUUUACAAUCGCUAGCAGUGCGUGCAUUACGUCAUACCGAAAGGGAUGAAAAUCUGAUUUUUAUUUUAUUCAUUUUACUUUGGUUUUAUCAUAUUACCAGAGAUACACGUCAUAUAUGUACAUUUGUUAUAGUAAUAUAUUUUUAACUAUUUUGUGGAAGAAUGUAGAAUGAUCAAGAGACGUUAUUUUUUAUGACUUGAUGAUAGAAAAAUAGAUAUCUGAACAUAUAAUGUUCGUAUUUUUUUCCGUUUCUAUAUUCUCAAGUCAUAAUAUUUUCUAGUUGCAAGAGGUGUUAUAUACAUUCAUCGUUUGCUUAAUCAAGAAAUAUGCAUACUGCAUAUUGAGUGAUGCUACACAUCGCACGUUAUUCUUAAUAUUAUUUCAUUUUCAUGUAACACGAUAAUAUUCCUUUAGACUCUACCAAGGAGACGAGAUUUACUGAAGAAAAAGAGAGUUUAGGACAAUUCUACAAGCACAUACAUGUAUGUGUAAGAAAUGAUCUUGAUUAAGGAGUGGGAAAUUUUCAUUACUCGAAAAAAAAAAACGUAAAGUUAAUCGCGACCAUGUCGUCAGACCAAUGACUAUUGUUUAAUGAUCUAUCAUUUAAAUUUAACAUGUUAA
Molecule: messenger RNA, 14628 nt
Organism: Formica exsecta
Lineage: Eukaryota; Metazoa; Arthropoda; Insecta; Hymenoptera; Formicidae
Gene: kug
Product: fat-like cadherin-related tumor suppressor homolog
Exons: 24
Coding region: 1-13689 (4562 amino acids)
Biological process (GO): homophilic cell-cell adhesion
Cellular component (GO): plasma membrane
Molecular function (GO): calcium ion binding
Source: RefSeq, a predicted model, not a curated record